AUGCCGCCCAAGAGAACACCAGUGAAGAAGGUGCCAGAUCCAGCUGAUGACGGAGAACUGAGAGCGCUGUUCCUCAACCGAGGAGCUGCUCAACGAAAUGUGAGCCGAAUCCAGACCAUCCUGGAACAAGCCGAAGCAGACAACAUCGAGCUAACCUCAGCCAAGAUAAAGGUGUACCAACGAAGCGUCGAGAAUGCUCACACUGAGUACACCAGAUUUCAUCAACAAAUCAUCGCCAUGUCUCCGUCAGAUGGACUUGAGGAGCAAGAAGAGUGUUACCUCAAGUUUUUGGACUUGUAUGAGGAGGUAUCUGUGCUGCUCGGGAGCUGGAGCGAGAAGCUAACUGCGCCCCCAUCCCAGCAGCCACCGUGUGCCACCACCAACCAGCAGCCGAUCAUCGUACAGUCUCAGUCAUUCCGUGCUCCGUUGCCAACCUUCGAUGGACGUUAUGAAGCAUGGCCACGCUUCAAGGCCAUGUUUCAAGAUCUGAUGCAGCGCUCAUCAGAUUCGGACGCGGUGAAGCUAUACCACCUGGAAAACUCUUUGAAGGGAGAAGCCACCGGCGUAAUCGACCUGGAGACGUUGCAGAAUAACAACUACCAGCGCGCAUGGGACAUCCUGGAGGAGAGGUUCGGCAACAAGCGACUAAUCGUGGAGUCCCACAUUCUAGGGCUGCUGAAUAUGAAGAGGAUGGCUAAGAAGUCGUCUAAGGAUCUCCGAAGCUUAAUCGAUGAAUGCACCCGCCACGUGGAGAACCUUGUCAAGCUUGGCCAACCACUGCUAGGAAUGUCGGAGUUGCUCGUGGUAACCGUGCUCACUCGCGCAUUGGAUGACCAGACCCGCGAGUUGUGGGAGGCUUCGAUUGAUCAGACGGAGCUCCCGGAAUACGAGCAGACGAUCGAGUUCCUCAAACAAAGAUGCGUCAUCCUGGAGAGAUGCGAGAAGAGUGCUCCCAUCGUGUCCCCGAAUUCCAAGAUCUCCAACCAGAAGCCGCCUGGGUCCAAGCUCGCGCCUUCCAAGACUUCGCACGCAGCGGCAGUGACUUCGGAGUAUAUGUGUGAUUUCUGUUCCGGUCAACACCAGAACUACAAAUGUUCCAACUUCCUGAAGAUGUCUGUGGAUCAGCGACAAGCAAAGGUAAAGGAAGUAAAUCUUUGCUUCAACUGCCUAAGGAAAGGCCAUCGUGGUGCAGCGUGUUCCAGCGAUAAGUCGUGUUCAAAGUGCUCCAAGAAACACCACACGCUACUUCAUUUCGAACGUGAGAAGCCCGAAGUGAAACCCACUGAUGCGCCGAAGACUCCAGAAGGGAAGCCGGUACCUGCAGUGCAGCCGGUGAAUACAUCGUGUUCCAGCAGCAUUCCUCCACCGGGUAAGCAGGUAUUCCUGAUGACUGCAAUGGUCAACCUGACCGCCAAAAAUGGCCAAGUUCAUCGUGUGCGAGCCUUGUUGGACUCCGGAUCGCAGAUCAACGUCAUUUCCGAGUCUGUGGUUCAAAGAUUGAAGCUUCCGAAACAACCAGCGAAUGUUCCCGUCAUCGGCGUCGGAGGUAACAAGUCCAAGAUGCACCACAAGGUGGUGGUGCGGAUGACAUCGAACUACAGCGAUUAUGCUGUCAACGUUGAAUGCCUCACUACUCCGAAGGUGGCGGGCACGGUUCCGCCGGUGAGUGUUAACAUCGAUGCGUGGAACAUCCCGCCUGGUAUUCUGCUAGCCGACGCCGCCUUCCAUUGUCCAAACGAGAUCGAGAUGUUGAUUGGAGCUGGUCUGUUCUUUGACGUUCUUAAGCAAGGUCAGAUCAGAUUGUCCAGCACUCUGCCGACCCUGUACGAAACCCAAUUCGGAUGGGUAGUAGCUGGUACGUACGAUGACCAGGACGAUGAUCGCCCUGUAUGUGCCAACAUUGUCGUCCAACGAUGGAUUAGAGGAGUGCCUGAAGCGAUUCUUCGACCAGGAGGAAAUUGUCGAGCCUGCAAUGACAAGCACCGAGGAAGAACGGUUUGA
Aedes albopictus (Asian tiger mosquito) is the source of this 2001-nucleotide messenger RNA. RefSeq lists its product as uncharacterized. The transcript has a single exon. Bases 1 to 2001 code for a protein of 666 amino acids. NCBI's taxonomy places the organism in Eukaryota, Metazoa, Arthropoda, Insecta, Diptera, Culicidae. Gene Ontology annotation, biological process: proteolysis. The record is from RefSeq and is a predicted model, not a curated record. Gene Ontology annotation, molecular function: aspartic-type endopeptidase activity.